Molecule: messenger RNA, 390 nt
Organism: Prorocentrum cordatum
Lineage: Eukaryota; Dinophyceae; Prorocentrales; Prorocentraceae
Source: the annotation of a GenBank genome assembly
AUGGUCGCCAAGCCCGCCGCCAAGGCCGCGCCAGGCCCCAGUGCAGAUGCGGGCAAGAAGGGCAAGGUCAAGCAGAAGGAGGACGACGGUGAGUUCUUGGUGAUGCCCGCGCUGGCGGCGAAUUCGAAAAGCCUGGGCCACGCACGCGUGCUCGCGGGCGCCGUCGCCGGCUGCGUGGCUGGCCUGCUGAGGUGCGAGGGGCUCUCAGGAGUCCUCUUGUUCCUGACGGUGACCCUGCUCCACUCGGCCAUGAUCUACGCCAAGAUGGGCUUCAAUGUUACGAGGUACUUUCAGAAGACUCAGGACAUUUUCGUGAGGGACUGCACCCACGGGCUGCUGCCGUUCAUUUUGAUCUGGACGCUCGUCUACGACAUGGCGCACAUCUUCUGA